This is a messenger RNA of Vicia faba (fava bean), 852 nucleotides long. NCBI's taxonomy places the organism in Eukaryota, Viridiplantae, Streptophyta, Magnoliopsida, Fabales, Fabaceae. The record is from the annotation of a GenBank genome assembly.
AUGACGGUUUCAACUAUAUCUCUCUACGCGAGUCCACCGAGUAGUAUCUUCGUUUCCGACAUCGACGGCUACGACGUCCGCGUCGACGUCAGCGAGGCCUAUGAUUGGUUGUUUGUCGUGUUAUUUUCGUCUUCGGUGGCGGUGAAGCAUGUUCCGUGUUUUUCUGGUGGAGAUGAGGAUGAAUUGAAGCAGCUUGGAAGUCCGUUUUCAUAUUCAGAUGGUAGCUUGGAUAUGGUUCGAUCGACGAGGAGUAGUAGUGCUGGUGGGUUCUUUGAAGAGUUUGUGAGGAGUACUUUGGGUUCUUCUUGUUUGGAAUAUGAUUCUAUUGGUGUUAGGCUUUGCUGUGGUGGUGGUAGUGGUAGUGGUGGUGGAGAGUUUGAUGGAGGUUGUUCUUCUAAAGUUGUUGAUGAGGAUAAGAUCUUUUGUGAAGAGUUUGUUAUUAAGGCGCUUUGUGAAGCAGAGAAAGCACAUAGAGGACAUAUGCGAGCUAGUGGUGAUCCGUAUUUGCAGCAUUGUUUGGAAACUGCUGUGUUGCUGGCUUUGAUCAAUGCGGAUUUGACUGUAGUUGCUGCAGGGCUUUUGCAUGAUACACUUGAUGAUGCUUUUUUGACUUAUGAUUGUAUAUUUGGAAUGUUUGGAGCCAGAGUUGCUGAUUUAGUUAAAGGGGUUUCUAAACUGAGUCACUUAGUUAAGUGGGCUCAAGACAACAACACAUCUAACAAGUCUGUUGAAGCAGAUCGCCUGCAUACAAUGUUCCUUGCCAUGGGAGAUGCAAUAGUUGUCCUCAUUAAAUUGGCAGAUCAAUUACAUAAUAUGAUGACACUAGAUGCAUUGCCGUUUGCCAAGCAGUAG